Molecule: messenger RNA, 1665 nt
Organism: Venturia canescens
Lineage: Eukaryota; Metazoa; Arthropoda; Insecta; Hymenoptera; Ichneumonidae
Exons: 6
Coding region: 278-1582 (434 amino acids)
Biological process (GO): lipid metabolic process
Molecular function (GO): phosphoric diester hydrolase activity
Source: RefSeq, a predicted model, not a curated record
UGCGCGUGUGUGUAGCGAAGUGCAUUCGCUCUCGGUAUAGUAAGGCAAUUUGGAAUCGCGGGAGUGUACGGCUGAAAUCUACGUCACGAAUAAUUAACCGAGUGUGGUAGCGUGACUGGAGUGUUGUGGUCCUCGCAGCAGUCCUCGACUCGAGUUCCGCGUCGCGUUUCAUAUCCGGUGUUAAUUUUCAACCAACUCUCCGACGAUUCUUAUCGUGCCUCAACGACCUGAGUUAUUAUUUUUAUCGGAAUUCACAUUUUUUCGUUAAAUUAAUAAAAUGCUGAACGGCCUCGCUGUAGCGUCAAUUUGGGCGGCGUUUAUAAUCGUUUCUCGAGGAUCUCCUUUGCCACCUGAGCCUCCUGAAACAGCAAAUGGAAACUCGGAUUUUCGACUAGGAAUCGUCGUCUCCCCGCUGAUGAGUUACAAAAUGAUCCGAGAGAUCGGUAUCUAUUGGAAAAUCCUGGAGCUUCUCGACGGUGACAAGUUGGUGCUUCACAACGAUCAUCCGGCAAUUAGUGGCGCCGAAAUUAUUUACACUUUUCAGCCCAAAGACACACGGGGCUUUCACAAAACUGGGGUACGAGGCGAAUUCGUUGCAACCUCCGAUUUAACGUUUCGAGAACAAUGUUUGAAAUAUCACGUUUCGUGGAUGAGAAAUGGAACGAUCGAAGGUACGAAAUGCUUGGGAACGCAUCCGAAUUGGAUGAGGGAGAAAGAAUCAGUUCUAGGCUCGAAGAGAUUGAACGAGAUUUUUAUUCCCGGUACACACGACUCCGGAGCUUAUUUCAAAAGUGAAAAACCGAAAAUGGAAACUCUCGUCGACAAAUACAUCAUCACGCAAGACGAGGACGUACUUAGCCAAUUAAUUUACGGGGUAAGAUACUUGGAUAUAAGAGUCGGUCGGUAUCCAGGUAUCCAAGAUCUUUGGUGGAUCAAUCAUGGAUUUUUCAGCGUCCAUCCGCUCAGACUUGUGAUCGACGAUGUCAAAACAUUUCUCGACAAUACUCAAGAAAUCGUGAUAUUCGAUGUUCAGGAGUUUCCGGUUGGAUUCGCUGGAAUGGGUAACAAAUAUCACGAGGAGUUGAUCGCUUUCCUGGAGAAAAGUUUUGCCGGUUAUUAUCUACCGAAAAAUAAUACGAAAGGAUGGGGAAUGACUCUUGACGAUAUUUGGGCAACCGGUAAACGACUCAUAAUUGGUUACGAUCAUUCUAAAGUUUGGCCGUCACACGAGAGCACGUGGUCCCCGGUGACCCAUCGAUGGCCGGACGUCAAAACGUUGGAUGACUUGUACAGCAAAGUCCACAAAUACGAGGAAGGAAUCGAUCCUGUGGACAACUAUGAACAAACCGACCGACCACCGAGCUCUGUAAUGGCCCAACUUACUCCAGACGCGAUGGAUGCCCUUUUGGAUUCGCUCGGUGGACUGAGAAAAAUGGCUGAGCUUGUUAACAUGAAUGUCACAGAUUCCUACAACGAACUGUGGAAAUGUACGGCCAAUAUCGUGUCGAUGGAUUACAUUAAAUCGUCUGGAAUAAUCGAGACAGCUUUGAAUAUGAACAACAGAAAUUUCACCGGGUGCUAAUGUCGGAAUAUUCAACGUUGUUUCAUUUUGCAGAACCUUUUUAUUCUGCUAGACAAUUGAAUAAAUAGAAAAUCAGCAGGGAA